Guyanagaster necrorhizus is the source of this 990-nucleotide messenger RNA. RefSeq lists its product as uncharacterized. Bases 1 to 990 code for a protein of 329 amino acids. NCBI's taxonomy places the organism in Eukaryota, Fungi, Basidiomycota, Agaricomycetes, Agaricales, Physalacriaceae. The record is from RefSeq and is a predicted model, not a curated record. The transcript has 6 exons.
AUGAGCGUAGUCGAUACAAACAAGAACAUUGAAAACGCGAAAGACGGCCGUAGCAUAACUGCCAGGAUCCUAGGAAACAAAUUUCCGAAUACCAAGACGACGACGCCGCCACCGCGCAAGAUGAACGCGAAAAGCACGAGGCAAAGAACGCCGCCUGUUCCUCAUCUUGAUGGCGACGGUCCUUCUGGACUAGAAGGUCGCCUUCAGCCACGUCGCUGCCUUCGCCGUGGAUGUCUGCUACGCGACCAUGGCAACAGAGAUGGCGUGGAGGGAGUAGAAAGAAGGAAAACUGUAUUAGCCGAACAUGGAUGCGGUUCGGAAGUUGCGUGGCUGAAGUCAACUAUCCUCUCAAAUUUACCGGGGAAUGCCGCCCGGGCCGCGAAGGAUGAACCACAGAUCUGGUGGAUGGAAUGGUUGAUGGGCAUCGGGCUUCCUUCAGAGGGCCUCAUGGAGGAUCUUCUCAGAUCGAGCUCGAGUAAAGCCGUCAUCAGGUUCACAAAGAGUCGAAACCGUGCAAAUGCCGACACCGACUACAUCUGUGCAGACGUGAUUCUGCAUCCGAAUCACAUACCCGAGUCCUCGUCGGAAGAUGCCACAACAAAUAAAUGCUUUGUUCUUUCAUGUUUGCGGCAGGCAACCUUCACGUACACUAUGUUCUUUUCUUCGGCGCUUGCUGUCGGCGCACACUACGCGAGACACCCUUCCCCGACCCGCUGUUUCCCAAUAUCCCAGCUCGCACUUGGCAGAAUUUUUGGAAGUACCCUUCCACUGCCAGAGAAACCUUCAAGUCAUCUUCUACGAGAGAACUCGAAUCCUGGCCUAGUCUGUCUAAACUUCGAGUCUUGGAACAAGGGCUGUCUAUUCUUGUCGAUAGGCGAUCGAUCAUCUAUCUUCGCGUCUUCGUCCCAUGACAGUUGGUAUUUUUUGACUAUUGCCCGACUACCCUUGCGUUUCGUCUGUUUUCGUCUCAUCAAUCGUGGUGCCACAUGA